This is a messenger RNA of Lycium barbarum (goji berry), 2511 nucleotides long. RefSeq names its product receptor-like protein 36. Gene Ontology annotation, molecular function: protein binding. Lineage: Eukaryota; Viridiplantae; Streptophyta; Magnoliopsida; Solanales; Solanaceae. The record is from RefSeq and is a predicted model, not a curated record. The transcript is spliced from 5 exons. Bases 1 to 2511 code for a protein of 836 amino acids.
AUGGGUUCAUUGAGAAUUCUGUGGCGGAGUACUACCAAUUAUGUGAAGAAAUGUGUCUCUUGUCAAGUUGCUCAUGAUGCUCACAAAGGGAUUAGUGAUACUGUUUAUAUUAAGAUGCUGGCAACUGUUUUGACACCAAUGAGAGAGUGGUCAGUAAAAAGGGUCCUUAGUUACCAUGAAAAUUUCAACAGAUAUCACUCAAGCCUAAAUGACUUUUCUGGUGCACAAUCAAAAGGAAUUGCUACUGCAGAAAAAUUGAAAGAACGAGGCUGGGCGUAUGUAUUCAAUACAUUGCUUAUCAUGGAUCUUCUUUUUAUACAAAAACCAGUAUCAAUCAACUGGGAUAAAUGUCAUAUGUCACAGUCUUCCUUGCCUCCAAAAUACUUGGCGGCUUGUUCAAAUUUACUUCAGGCUAUGUUUGUGAGCGUCACCCCUGUGAUAUCAAUGUUGCUUGACUUGAAGCUUGAAGACAAGGAUACACAACAGAAGAUCGCAGGCCUGGAGAGCACGGCUGCUGUUGAAGAUUUGUGGUCCCUUGAUCAUAUUGACAACCUUUGCCAUUGGACUGGCAUGAUCUGUAACGAAGAAGGAAGCAUUACUCGGAUAAACCUCCAAAAGUCUAACCUCUCAGGUACACUUAACCAACUCAAUUUCACCUCAUUUCCAAAUCUUACUCACUUCAACAUCACCCAAAAUAACUUCAGAGGGCCUAUACCAGCUUCCAUUAGUAAUCUCUCCAAUCUUAUUUCCUUGGACCUUAGCUUGAACAAUUUGCAAAGUACCAUACCAGUUGAAAUUGGCCUUCUGACUGAGGUUAAACACCUUAUCCUUAGUUUCAACAACCUCUCAGGUCCUGUUCCAUGGCAAAUAGGAAACUUACCAAAUCUUUUGGUUCUUAUCUUCUCAGACAACCAGCUUUCCGGUCGUAUGCCUACAUCAGUCUUCACAAACCUAAGCAAGCUUGAGAAUUUGGAUCUCUGUGGAAACCAUUUACAGGGAAUAUUGCCAUUGAACAACUUGACUAUGCUAUCCAAGCUACAACUUCUUCGCCUCGGAAGAAACAACUUGAGUGGUUCAAUUCCUGAAGAAAUUAGUCUAUUGAGAAAUCUUCAGAUUCUUUCCUUGUACAAGAGCCAAUUCUCAGGCCCCAUUAAGCAAAAGAUUGGAAGGCUGCAUCAUUUGUUGGCACUUGACCUUUCAGGGAACAUACUUUCAGGUCCGAUACCUCCCUCGAUUGGUAAUCUGACAAAUCUUUUGGUCCUUUCUCUUCACAAUAACAGUCUUGAUGGAACAAUUCCUGAAGAAUUUGGAAAUCUGAAACAUCUGCGAACCCUUUCCAUCACUUCUAAUAUGCUUCAAGGAAGUAUUCCAACAUUUCUGGGGAACUUGGUGUUUCUUAAAUAUUUACUUAUCUCAGGAAACCAACUCUCAAGCCUAAUAAAAGACACGCCAGAUAUAUCGAUUUGUAAGUUGCAUCAUCUCCAAGUCCUUGAUCUUUCUAACAACAGCUUUGGAGGUGUAAUUCCAGAAUGUUUGGGAAACUUCAGUGAACACCUGCUAGUAAUGAAUUUGGCUAUGAAUCAAUUCGAAGGAACUAUCCCCGGAACAUUCAGGAAAGGAAAUGUUAUACAAUCUCUGCACUUGGAAAGCAACCGAUUAACAGGAUCAUUGCCAAAAAGCUUGGGCAACUGUAGGAGGCUAGAAGUUAUGGAUAUUGGGAAUAACAACAUAACAGACUCAUUUCCUCAUUGGCUAGAUACUCAUAUGGAGUUACAAGUUCUUGUGCUAAGAUCAAAUAGCUUCGACGGCCAUAUAAAUGUUUCUGAUACUAAACGUCCAUUUCCAAAACUAAGAGUUCUGGAUAUCUCUUGCAAUAAGUUCACUGGCUCUUUGCCAACAUAUUAUUUGGAGCAUUUCAAAGCACUAAUGAAUGUCGAAAAGCGUGUAGGUAGAGCAUAUAAAAUGAGAUUUCCAGUGAACCUUGAUUCCAGGAGACCAAAUUAUUAUGAGGAUUAUGUGAAUCUCAUUCUGAAAAGGAAUGAAAUUCGAGUAGUACGCAUAUUGGAGAUGUACUCGAUGAUUGAUUUCUCCAACAACUAUUUCCAUGGUAAUAUUCCUAGUACUAUGGGAAAACUUUGUACUGUUCGAUUUCUAAAUCUGUCUCACAACAACCUAAGCGGCCACAUUCCAUCCUCACUGGGGAAUCUAUCCAUUCUUGAAUCUUUAGAUCUCUCAUCAAACCAACUAGUCGAGAAUAUACCCUGGCAGCUAGCAACACUAACAUCUCUUAGUGUACUCAAUCUUUCUUACAAUUUUCUCGUAGGAUCGAUUCCUCGAAGCACACAGUUUGACACAUUUGGAAAUGAUUCCUAUCUAGGGAACACAGCGUUGUGCGGAUUUCCUUUGACAUUGGACUGCAAUAACAGUACAGCUCCACAGCUAGGAACACUCGUACAUGAAGAGAGCAAUCAGAUUUUUUUGCUGAAUUUGGUUGGCAAACUGCUCUUGUAG